AUGUGUUCAGAAACCGCGCCUCGGUUCUCCUUCUCCAGAGAUCCCGCCGACGAUAGUGAAUCCCCAACGGCGGAGCAGCAACAGUGGAGGAGGGAUGCCAACCUCCUCGAUCAUUAUUCCAACCCCACCACCGCCACUCUUACUCCCACCGCCGAUCAGCCGUUUGAGUUCAGCGUCUCCAGCAACUCCGGCGAUCAAUACUCAUCCUCCUCCGCCGACGAGCUCUUCGCCGACGGCAUCAUCCUCCCCUUCCACCGCCGUCACCCCACCUCCUCCGCCACCACUUUCAACUGCUCUGCCGCCCACCGCCGGGCACAGAGCUUCGACCAUCCGAAGCUUCCGCCUUUAGCUCCUUUGCCUCCUCCGUCAAAGAAACCGGCUGCUCCGGCUCCGGAAUCUGAAGAUCAAUCGAGGGCGUCUUCCGAUCACAAUCAACAUCAAAACCAGCUGCAACCUUCAUCGUCGUCGAAAUCGUUCUGGGGAUUCAAGAGGAGCAGCAGCCUAAACUGCGACCUCAAGAAAACCCUAAUUUGCUCCCUGCCCCCGCUUCUGGCCCGGAGCAAUUCGACCGGUUCGGUCCCUCCAAUUCCCAAAAAAUCAAUUCAGAAACCUGAUUUCCAUCCUACCCACAAGCCAAUUAUUUCCCACAAGCAACCGUCUUCAUCAAAUAGUAGUAGUGGGUAUGUGUAUUCAUUCCCGCAGAAGCCUCCCCUGAAGAGGAACCCGUACGGAUCAUCAUCUUCUUCUUCUUCUCACCAUUAUCCCAACGGUACAGCCCGAAUAAGCCCUGUUCUCAACGUCCCGAUCUCAAAAGGAACCGCUAAUCUGUUCGGAUUCGGCACCAUGUUGAUGGGCAAAGAGAAGAAGACCAGAAAGUGA
This is a messenger RNA of Linum tenue, 879 nucleotides long. Lineage: Eukaryota; Viridiplantae; Streptophyta; Magnoliopsida; Malpighiales; Linaceae. The record is from the annotation of a GenBank genome assembly.